Molecule: messenger RNA, 1705 nt
Organism: Musa acuminata subsp. malaccensis (wild Malaysian banana)
Lineage: Eukaryota; Viridiplantae; Streptophyta; Magnoliopsida; Zingiberales; Musaceae
Source: RefSeq, a predicted model, not a curated record
GCUUCUCUCGCAAGACAUCCUCCCUUCUCCUCGUGUGGACCGGACCGCUAUGCUCACGCCCUCUCCCGCCGCACAAAUUCCGUGCCAAGAAACCAGAGAUUUCGCCACUAGGUAGGGGCGAAGAGCGGUUUCCGAGGGCUCCGCUGGUCUCGAGAUCAGUACAGAGAGGGGCGCGGGCGAUGCAGCGUCAAAGGGCGAUGUCGUGGAGGAGGGUGGGGAAGGCGGCGCAGGGUCUGGCCGCGCACGCCCUCCUCUUCUGCUUCACCCUCUUCGUCGCCCUCAAGAUAGACGGCCGCAUGUCCUACUCUUGGUGGAUAAUAUUUGUCCCUCUUUGGCUAUUUCAUGCUGUUGUAGCACGAGGGAGGUUUUCCUUACCUGCUCCAUCGUUGCCUCACGAUCGCCAUUGGGCACCUUGUCAUGCUGUUGUUGCAACACCACUGCUAAUUGCAUUUGAACUUCUUCUUUGUAUAUAUCUUUAUAGCAUAAAUGUAAGUGCCGAACGUGCUAUUAACUUAAAGGUCGUUUUUCUUCCGCUUCUGAUCUUGGAGAUAAUCAUCCUUGUCGACAAUUUCAGAAUGUGUAGAGCUUUAAUGCCAGGAGAUGAAGAAAGCAUUAGUGACGAUGCUAUAUGGGAAAUGCUUCCACACUUCUGGGUUGCAAUCUCGAUGGUGUUUCUCAUAGCUGCUACAGUAUUCACCCUUCUUAAGCUAUGCGGUGAUGUUGAUGCUUUUGGAUGGUGGGAGCUGUUUAUCAAUUUUGGAAUUGCAGAAUUUUUUGCUUUUCUUAUUUGCACAAAGUGGUCUAAUCAGAUGAUCCAUAGACAUCCUUAUCAUGGAGAAGCGUGUUCAUCUUCUACCACAAUUAGGUACCGUGACUGGAAUAGUGGCCUUUUGCUCUCUUCUAUGGAGGAACAUGAUCAGGACAGGUUAUGCAGUCUGCAAGAUGUAGGGGGCCAUAUAAUGAAGGUUCCUCUUGUAGUUUUCCAGGUUUUGCUAUGUAUGCGCUUGGAGGGAACACCACCUGGUGCUCGGCAUAUUCCAAGUUUUGCUCUUUUCUUGCCAUUAUUUCUUUUGCAAGGUGCUGGUGUCUUAUAUGCUGUUUCAAGAUUAGUGGAGAAGCUUGUUCUUUUACUACAUAGUGGAACAAUUGAUAGUAGAUAUCUCCGGAUUUCAUCAAGAGUUCAUGAUUUCUUUGCUUUCCUACAUCAUGGUUCAAGACUGCUGGGUUGGUGGCCAAUCGAUGAGGGAAACAAAGAAGACCAAGCUCGCUUGUUUCAUGCUGAAACCACUGGGUACGACACUUUCUGUGGGUAUCCACCUGAGGUUGUCAAGAAAAUGGCAAAGAAGGAUCUUGCAGAGGAGGUUUGGAGACUGCAAGCAGCUUUGGGAGAACAAGCUGAAAUAACAAAGUAUAGCCAGCAAGAAUACGAAAGGCUUCAAAAUGAGAAAGUGCUCUGUAGGAUUUGCUUCGAAGCAGAAAUAUGCAUGGUCCUCCUUCCAUGUCGGCACCGAAUUCUUUGCAAGCGCUGCUCGGAGAAGUGCAAGAAGUGCCCGAUAUGCCGUAUUCCCAUCGUGGAGCUGAUGCCUGUAUAUGACGUUUGAGCUCCCACAGGUCACAAGUAUAUGAAAUUGCGUGUUCAUAGAUGUACAUAAUUGGAAUGUUUUUAAUUCCAUGGGGGGGCUGAAUUCAAGUCUAAUUAGGUUUG